CAGUCCCCCCUUUCCAUGUCUCGUGUGCCUUUGACAGUUCUAGAGACAAAGAAAAUGUCGUCCAAGGUCAGCACCCUUUGCAUGGUAGCCCUCCUCCUCUUCUACACACUAACCUGUGCCACCGCCCGGCCGGAGCCCGUAUUUUCUGACGCCACUCCGAUGAAAACCCAACACGUGGAUGCUGAAGCAGAGAAGGUAAUGGAAGAGGAGAGCUGUGAAGGAGUUGGGGAAGAAGAGUGCUUACAGAGAAGAACACUUGCUGCUCAUCUCGACUAUAUCUACACGCAGAAGCAUAAGCCAUGAAAUCCAUCAUACUAUAUAUAUAUAUUAUUUAGUAUCAUUUCUGGGUUAUUAUAAUACCCUGUAAUUUCAUUUGUAAGUAAUAGCUGCCAUAUUUAGGCUCUCUUUCAAGAGCUUAGAGCUUAGUUUAUCAUUGUCUUAUAUAUAGAGAUUAUCUAGUUCUUUCAGUCUAAAUUAUGGUAGAGACACUUUGGAGAUUUCUCUUUAA
Messenger RNA from Alnus glutinosa, 508 nucleotides. RefSeq names its product phytosulfokines-like. Bases 16 to 303 code for a protein of 95 amino acids. NCBI's taxonomy places the organism in Eukaryota, Viridiplantae, Streptophyta, Magnoliopsida, Fagales, Betulaceae. The record is from RefSeq and is a predicted model, not a curated record. Gene Ontology annotation, biological process: cell population proliferation. The transcript is spliced from 2 exons. Gene Ontology annotation, molecular function: growth factor activity. Gene Ontology annotation, cellular component: extracellular region.